Galleria mellonella (greater wax moth) is the source of this 4498-nucleotide messenger RNA. It is a transcript of the gene Cyp6ab5, whose product is annotated as cytochrome P450 6B5-like. Bases 409 to 1944 code for a protein of 511 amino acids. The transcript is spliced from 2 exons. The record is from RefSeq and is a predicted model, not a curated record. Gene Ontology annotation, molecular function: oxidoreductase activity, acting on paired donors, with incorporation or reduction of molecular oxygen; iron ion binding; heme binding. NCBI's taxonomy places the organism in Eukaryota, Metazoa, Arthropoda, Insecta, Lepidoptera, Pyralidae.
UACAAAUAUGAUACACGAACAGUGAUUAUUAGAAGACAUCUUGGAACGCGUUCGAUUGGAUAGAUGGUAAACACUGGGAUAGCGUGAUUAUAAAAUUGAGAAUAUUAAUUCAGUGUUGACAGUAACAAUGUUAUCAUGGAUGUACUUAUAGUUGUGUCAUGUAACUAUUAAUGCUUUAUCAUGAAUAUUACAAAGUAAAUUAAAACUUUAAACGAACAUUGUAUUGAUACAUUGUAUAAUAAUUGUUACACGUUUACGAGUAUCGUCAACAGAUAAAACUGUCCAAUUAUCUAUAGAUAUUUUUUUUUAAACUUUAUAAAUGAGUGAUCGUCAUUAACUUACUUAGUCAAUAGUUGUUAGUGAUCACAGUCAGCCGUCUCAUUUUUAUAUAAUAUUAAACCAGUUACAAUGUAUGUUAUAAUUGUGGCGAUUAUAUUAAUACUACUUCAUUAUUACGGAACUCGUAGAUAUUAUUAUUGGGAGAAAAGAGGAAUCAAACACGAUAAGCCAUUACCGUUUGUCGGAAAUAAUUUGAAGCAGUUUAUGCAAAAAGCGAGUAUGGCAAUGACUGCAAAUGAGGUAUACAGAAAGUAUCCUGAGGAAAGAGUGGUAGGAUUCUAUAGAGCAACACAACCCGAGUUAGUAAUCAGAGAUCCAGUAAUAGCAAAAAGGAUUUUAGUUACAGACUUUCAUCAUUUCUAUGCAAGAGGUUUGAAUCCACAUAAAACUGUGAUUGAGCCGUUAUUGAAAAAUGUUUUCUUUGCCGAUGGUGACCUGUGGCGUUUGAUUCGACAAAGGUUCACACCUGCUUUUAGUACUGGAAAAAUAAAAGCAAUGUUCCCACUUAUAACAAAGAGAGCAGCAAAACUUCAAACUCUAGCCGAUGGAAUCACUGAAAAAGAGUUUUACGAUGCACGUGAAUUAAUGGCGAGAUAUACCACUGAUUUUAUUGGUGAAUGUGGUUUCGGUAUCAAUAUGGACUCAUUGAGUGACGAAAAUUCCCAGUUUAGGAAACUCGGUAAAAGGAUUUUUGUAAGGACUUUUAGGGACACUUUUAUAAGUGCUUUAAAAUGGAUAUUUCCUGAAGUGUUUAAGAAUUUUACUAUGCUUUCUCCAGAAAUAGACGUAAAUAUGACAAGGUUGUUCCAAGGUGUUGUAGAAGAGAGAAAUCACAAGCCUUCUGGGCGAAACGAUUUUAUAGAUUUAAUGCUUGAGCUUAAAGAAAAAGGAAAAAUGAUCGGAGAGUCGAUUGAAACAAAGAAUCUUAAUAGUACACCUCGAAUUGUUGAAUUAGAAUUAACAGAUUCAUUAAUGAUAGCACAAGCAUUUUUAUUUUUCGGUGCCGGUUUCGAAACAUCUUCAACUGCUUCUAGUUUUACAUUGCACCAGUUGGCAUUCAAUCCUGAUUAUCAGAAAAAAGUCCAGGAAGAAAUUGAUAGAGUUUUAGCAAAAUAUAAUAAUGAGAUCACUUACGAUGCUGUGAAAGAAAUGUCUUAUUUAGAAAAUGCAUUCUAUGAGGCUAUGCGACUGUAUCCUUCUGUGGCAUAUUUAAUAAGAGAAUGCACAUCAACAAAUUAUACUUUUCCUGAAUUAAAUUUAAAUAUAGAAAAGGGUAUUAAAACUAUAAUACCUAUAGCAGCGAUACAUAAUGAUGAGAAAUAUUUUAAAAAUCCAGAACAAUUUGAUCCGGAGAGGUUUAUAGAUGGACCAAAAGAAUGUAUACGAAAUUUUAUAUUUUUGCCUUUUGGUGAAGGACCAAGAGCAUGUGUUGGUGCAAGAUUAGGUCAGAUGCAGUCAAUGGCUGGAAUAGCCGCUGUUCUCCACAAAUUCACCGUGGAACCAGCAGCUUGCAGUGUACGCGUACCAAAACCAGAUCCCAUGGGAAUAGUGUCCGAAGGGUUUGUUGGAGGAUUACCUCUUAAGUUUAAGAAACGUGUACAAUGAAAUACUUCAUUCUUUCGAAUUUUUUCAAUCAUAUAAUAACUACCAGAAUACUAUUUCCAUUUUGUUAAAAUAUAACUAAAUAGUCAUUGACAUACAAAAUGACUAAGAUUCACAACCUCAUACAAAGCUUCCAAUUAAAAGUAUUAUAAAUUAAAAUUAUAAAAAUAUAAAAGUUAAUAUUUUAUAGAAAAUGGAAUAAAAUAACAAAAAUAUAAAACAGUUAUAUUUUUAUGAAAUUUAUAUAAAAUACUUUGAUAUGUUUCACAAAUGGUCAGAAAUGAUUACAUUUGGCAACAAUUUAGUCGAAUGGACAAUACAUUUUUAAAUAUGAUUUUAGUUCUUUGCUUUCUUGUAUAUUAAUAAAUAAAGUAUAAUAAUUACCAUAGAAACAUCGAGGAUAUUAACUCCUGGGUCGCCUUUUUCCCCUUUCGGCCCGACUGGACCGGCUACUCCUGGAGGUCCAAACGAACCUGGUUUGCCCUUACAUAGAAAUAAAUUUAUUUUAAUUAUCUUUAUAAUCUGUUUCAUCCUUUAAACAAUAAAGAGUUUUCAUUCAUUCAUUUAAUUAUUUUCUACAUUUACUGUAUUGUUUUUUAUGUAAGUGCUGUAAUUUGAAGCUUCACCUGCUUAAAUUAGUGUACAAAAUUGAUUAAUGAAGUAUUCAAUUCAAAUCCAUUCAGAUGUUCAGUAACAAACUUUGAAAUGUUUAGAUUUACUUUUAUUUACUAGUUGUAUUUUGCGAAUUUAUGAUUUAAAAAAAAGUACGUCGUGUACAUAUGUCCUAUACGUUAUUAGGUAUUGUGUAACAAUAAGUAUGUUCACCCAUUCAUCAUCAACAUCACAAUAUUCAAACAUCUUUUAUAUUGACAUAGAAUGAACUAGAAAUCAUUGUCAUCAUUUUAAAGAAGUGCUAUAGGCAUAACAGAUUUUUUUCCAAAGAUAUUGAAUGAUUUUUUUAAAAACGUUUAAAAUUUUUGAACGUUUCCAUACUACUGGCACUUCGCGGCUAACUACUAAUUAAAAUGAGGGACUAUUAAUUUUCGUUCUUUUUAUGUUUUUUGGGGAAAAUAUUCUAUCAAUAAUAGAACACUGUAUUAAAAUGAUGUUAAUGAUUUAAAGAUCAUUAAUCAAUAUAUCAGGUGGUUCAGGACCGUGCCUUAUGGCAACUUAUGAGAAAGGUUUCAUCAGUGGACGAAUAAUGGCUGAUGAUAAUGAUGAUGAAUCAAUAUUACUAAAUUAAUGUAUUACUUUAAAUUAUCGAUAGUACAAUAAGGUAAACAAUGACAUAUAACAUAAUAACUAUUGUUUAAUUAUUAAUAAACGCAAUGUAUUAGAUGGUGAUGUCGAUUCUGAGACGCUAUUCCCUAAAUUUAUCUUUAUAAUAUAAAUUUUGAUUUGAUAUUACAUUUUUUCAUCAAGAUUAAGGAUCAAUAUAAACUGAAUUUCUAAUAUAGACUUAGUCAAAGUUAUUAUAAAUUUAGUUUAUGAUGAUUAAUAAAAAUAGUACUUACGCAAAACUAUCAAAUUAUUAGUUUUAGAGAUAUAUUUAGAGAAUGGAUUUAGAAAUCAGAAUCGACUUUACUGUAUUAAAAUUAUAUUAUUAUUCAUACUGUAGAUAUACUGUUGCACUUGAAAUUGCAAUUAGUAAAAUAAGAUAAACUGUGACUUGAAAUGAUAAGUAUUUUUUUUUAUAAUUAAUAAAUAUUUAUAAUAGAUAACAUACAAUGUAAUAUAUUAGGUACCUAAAAUUUAUUUUUAUAGACAGAUUAAAUGAGUUUCAUUAUAUUCAGAGAUAUACAUUGUUUACAAUUAGAAUAAAAUUAGGUACCUACUCUGAAGUCUUUUAGAAAUACAUAGACUUAGUAUUGAAUAACAAGUUUUUGUAAACAAUAUACAUUGGUACACAGUACAUACAUACAUACAUAUAAUUGUAUAUUUGUAUACAGUAUAUAUAAAAAAAAGUAAUUCCCAAACAUAUUCGUAUAAUCAUAUUUUACGACAAUUUUCGUUCCCAUUUUUGAGUUUAUAUGCCAUGUAACAUGUAAUAAUCGUAAAAAAAGAUGACCAAAAACAUUUUUGUGUUAAUAAAUUCAUUAAUAAAUUAAUGUUGUUCUAAUAUUCUAAAAAGACUUACUCUUUUUUCAAAUUUUUAUUACAUUGCGUAAUGUACAUAUUAUAUAUAAUAACCGGGCUCAAUGUGAAAGAUUUUUUUUUAAAUACAGGGUGAUUGAGUACCAAAUAUUUAUACUUAAUAUAUAGGUAAAUAUGUUUCGAAAAUCAAAUAUUGACCAUUUUUAUAUGGAUUUCUAUAAUCGAGUACCAACCUUAGAAUUCUCGAAAGUGAGCAAGAAAACAGAAUAAUAUCGGUUAAUCAUAUCACGAGUAGAAACUAUCAGUCUUACUACAAACAUUAUACAAAACACUGUUUAUCUAAACAAUGUUUAACAAAAUUCUGUCUAAUUUAAAUAUGUUUUGUCAGUAUAAUAAUGUUUAUUUGUAAUUUUGUGUAGAUUUUGAAUCUAUAUAUUAUUGUAAUAAAAUUUAUUACUUUAAA